Alosa alosa (allis shad) is the source of this 2135-nucleotide messenger RNA. It is a transcript of the gene mapk8b, whose product is annotated as mitogen-activated protein kinase 8b. Gene Ontology annotation, biological process: JNK cascade; protein phosphorylation. Lineage: Eukaryota; Metazoa; Chordata; Actinopteri; Clupeiformes; Clupeidae. Gene Ontology annotation, molecular function: JUN kinase activity; ATP binding. Gene Ontology annotation, cellular component: nucleus; cytoplasm. The record is from RefSeq and is a predicted model, not a curated record.
UAUCCUGCGGUGUCGGGCCUGCUAGUAGUGGAUUGCCGUGAAGCCCGAAGGUUGUUUCUCCAGACCAACAACAAAAACAGUGCAAGCGUACUGCCGCGAAUGGAAGCGAAGAGUGGCUGACUGCCUUUCACUGAUAUCGUUUAAUACCCCGUUUUCGUGGAAGGGGCCCUGCGGCAGCGGCCGGUGUUGGAGGCCCAGUGCACCCUGCAGGCGUGGUCUGUCAGCAUGAACAGGAACAAGCGGGAGAAGGAGUACUACAGCAUCGAGGUGGGCGACUCCACCUUCACUGUGCUCAAACGCUACCAGAACCUCCGCCCCAUCGGAUCAGGAGCACAGGGCAUCGUCUGCUCGGCGUAUGACCACAACCUGGAGCGCAAUGUGGCCAUUAAGAAGCUGAGCCGGCCCUUCCAGAACCAGACCCACGCCAAGCGCGCCUUCCGAGAGCUCGUCCUCAUGAAGUGUGUCAACCACAAGAACAUCAUCGGCUUGUUAAACGUCUUUACACCUCAGAAGACACUUGAGGAAUUUCAGGAUGUGUACCUGGUGAUGGAGCUGAUGGAUGCUAACCUGUGUCAGGUGAUUCAGAUGGAGCUGGACCACGAGCGCCUGUCCUACCUGCUCUACCAGAUGCUGUGUGGAAUCAAACACCUGCACGCAGCAGGCAUCAUUCACAGGGAUCUGAAGCCCAGUAAUAUCGUGGUAAAGUCGGACUGUACGCUGAAGAUUCUGGCCGGUCUGAAGAGGACGGCCCACCGAUGCUCAUGGUUCCGGCAUUGGUCACCCUUCCACUAUCGGUCUCCUCAUGGGCUACCAGGCAUGGGCUACCAGGCCAACGUGGACAUCUGGGCGGUGGGCUGCAUCAUGGCCGAAAUGGUCCGCCACAAAAUCCUCUUCCCAGGGAGGGACUAUAUUGACCAAUGGAAUAAGGUGAUUGAGCAGCUGGGCACGCCCUCUCAGGAGUUCAUGCUGAAGCUCAACCAAUCGGUGCGCACCUACGUGGAGAACCGCCCCCGCUACGCUGGCUACAGCUUUGAGAAGCUCUUCCCUGACGUGCUGUUCCCCGCCGACUCAGAACACAACAAACUGAAAGCGAGCCAGGCCAGGGACCUGCUGUCCAAGAUGCUGGUGAUCGAUGCCUCCAAGCGCAUAUCUGUGGAUGAGGCCCUUCAGCACCCCUAUAUCAACGUGUGGUAUGACCCGUCCGAGGUGGAAGCGCCCCCCCCUGUGAUCACAGAGAAGCAACUGGAUGAGCGAGAGCACACAGUGGAUGAGUGGAAAGAGCUGAUCUAUAAGGAGGUGCUGGACUGGGAGGAGAGGACGAAAAAUGGAGUCAUCAGAGGACAGCCCCCCUCCCUAGCACAGGUGCAGCAGUGAUGGGGACCCCCCCGCCGCGUCCCUCCUCCCCGAUGUCUUCUGACCCCGCCCCUCCCCUCGUCUCGGACACCCACAGCGCCAUGGCAAUGGCUACGGCAACACUGGGCUGCUGCAGGUGACCUCGCCCACCGCUCUCUCAUCGGCUCUCGGGAGGGGGAGGGGCCUGCGGAGCUGAGGGCUUGUGAGAGCCAAUCAGAAGCCUCCUCCUGACACCUCACCUGCUCCACAUGAACUGUGUGUGUGUUGUGUUCCGUGUGUGUCAUCUUACUUUACGCUAACGCUACGUCAUCAUCUUGCCAUAUUGAUGUAGAACGGUUGAAGUAACGUGGAGGCUUUUAAGGUUAAAUAUUUUUUAGUCUUGUUUAUUGUUUUUGUUUAUUGCGGUGAGCGUGCAAACCCCUCCCUUAUUUAUUUAUCUUUCACCCCUCAAUGGGAAGCUCCGCCUCAAUUGCUACUGGCGUCCCGGGAGGAGAUAUUAUGGGAUGUGCUCACAUAGAUGCGAUUUGGGAAGCUGUCCUACGGCAAGGAGUGUGUGAGUGUGUGUGUGUGUGUGUGUGUGUGCGCGUGCACCUCAUACCUGUAAAAUAUCAAUGUAAGAACCUGUUGUACUCUGUGAAUACUUUGGUUGGGCGGAGAUAUGAUCAUGCAAAAGAUGUUUUGAUGAAGCUAAUUCAUGUCCUUUUGUUUGUUUGUUUUGUUUGUCUUUUUGAAAAAGAUUUUCUGUUGGAAACGUGGGUAAUGUAGUCUUUUGGAAAACGUAA